GCUUACACUCCAGCGACCACGAGUUUCCACAAACCUAACACGAGAUAAUCAACUAUUGUUUCAACCUAAAGUGACAUCUACCUGCUUCUCCAACUACCUGCGCACUCCCUUUUUGUAUUUCCUCUUUCAUCAUGACGUUUGCUGAGGAAUUCCGCUCGAGAAACUUCAGUAUCUACGGACAAUGGACCGGUGUUGUAUGCAUUGUCCUAUGCAUCGCCCUCGGCAUUGCCAACAUUUUUUCGUUCAACGCUGUUCGCAUCGUCUUCAGCAUCAUAUGCCUUGUUUCGGGAUUCAUCCUCGUUUUCAUCGAGGUUCCUUUUCUACUCAGAAUUUGCCCUACAUCCGAAAAGUUCGACACCUUUAUUCGACGUUUCACCACUAACUGGAUGCGUGCUGCCAUGUACACAAUCAUGAGCGCCUUGCAAUGGGUCAGCCUUGUCUCCGGCGCAUCGAGUUUGAUCGCCGCAGCCGUUCUCCUCCUUCUUGCUGCUCUCUUUUAUGCCUUGGCAGGAUUGAAGAGCCAGGAGUUUGUUGGAAGUAAGACCUUGGGUGGCCAAGGGCUUGCGCAAAUGAUUGUCUAAGAGAAGUCAACAUGGAAGAUUGUGGACUAUGGCUUGAGGUGAACAAAGCAGGCCGAAGAGAAGAACAAUCAAAAUGGAGCCGCGAGAGAGUAUGAGGGAUACGUCUGUGUUGAAUGCGCCAUGAUCACGAAUUGAUAUCGUCCUCGACGACGCUACUAACAGGUAUUUUGUACUUUUAUCAUUAUGUCGAGUCGGUUUGGGAUAAAAAAAAGGAAAAGAUUUAAAAAAAAAAAAAAAAAAUUCGCCCGCGAAUUUCUCGAGGUUCAAGUCGCGAGUGAAUGUUUUGGAAGAGAUUGGUCCAAUUGUCUUCCUGCUGCGGUGAUUUGUGCUGGUCUUAUUUUUUGUUUUUUUGCCUUUGUCUCUAUUAUGUCUGCUGAACAGUCUGCCUUACACCAAGCUUUAGACGAGUCCUGUAUCUUUACCAGUAUACCUAGCGAGAAUACCCUUUUAGCAUCCUGGUGAUGAAUGAAUUAAUUUGAAGGGUGAAAGCUACUGGCGUGGUCCUAUGAAUUUACUUAUUUGUUAUUUGCUA
Aspergillus caelatus is the source of this 1113-nucleotide messenger RNA. RefSeq names its product Tvp18 family protein. Gene Ontology annotation, biological process: vesicle-mediated transport. The record is from RefSeq and is a predicted model, not a curated record. The coding region runs from base 132 to 581 and encodes 149 amino acids. Gene Ontology annotation, cellular component: Golgi membrane. The transcript is spliced from 5 exons. Lineage: Eukaryota; Fungi; Ascomycota; Eurotiomycetes; Eurotiales; Aspergillaceae.